Molecule: messenger RNA, 1135 nt
Organism: Syngnathoides biaculeatus (alligator pipefish)
Lineage: Eukaryota; Metazoa; Chordata; Actinopteri; Syngnathiformes; Syngnathidae
Gene: psme1
Product: proteasome activator subunit 1
Exons: 12
Coding region: 182-1012 (276 amino acids)
Biological process (GO): regulation of proteasomal protein catabolic process; positive regulation of endopeptidase activity; regulation of G1/S transition of mitotic cell cycle
Cellular component (GO): nucleoplasm; cytoplasm; proteasome activator complex
Molecular function (GO): endopeptidase activator activity
Source: RefSeq, a predicted model, not a curated record
UGUGGAGCGCAGGAACCCCCCCCCUUCCAAAAUGUACUUUCAUUUUCAGUUUUAAUGCUGACUAAUUGUGGCGUCUUCCCGUAGCGUUGAAUUUCAACGAAUUGUGAGGAUUACAAUACUCACAUUUCUUGCAGCUCACCUAAGCUUUAAACAUAUUUGACUUAAUUUCAACUUUAGAAGCAUGGCCGCUAUGGAUAUUUGCACCGAGUCGAAGCAGAAGGUGGACGACUUCUCCAAGAAAGUCACCAAAGAGGCAGAAGAACUAGUCUCAGCAUUUUUUCCUCAGAAGAUUGAAGAGCUGCAAGUCCUCUUGAAGACCUCGUUUGAGUGUGAUGAGCUGGCUUCCCUGGAGGCACCGCUAGACAUUCCCAUCCCGAACCCUGAGAAGGACGAGGCCAAACACAAGAAGAAUGAGCAAGAGGAAAGGGAGAAAGAGGGGAAGAAAAACAAGAAAGAGGAGGAGGAGGAAGAUUCAGUGCCUCCUUGUGGUCCUGUCUGCUGCAAUGGGCGAAUUGAAACACUCCUGAAGGAGGUCAAACCUCAGAUCCAGACACUGAAGGAGAAGAUCAACACGGUGACCAUGUGGAUACAACUUCAGAUUCCCCAAAUUGAGGACGGUGACAACUUUGGAGUUGCAGUGCAGGAAAAAGUGUUUGAGAUGUUGACAAACUCACGCACUAAGAUUGAGGGAUUCCAGACUCAGGUUUCCAAUGGAUUUUUUAGGGGACCAUAUCUUCACGAAGCAGUCAUUAGCUGGACAUUGUUUACCAAUAUCCUGCAAACUAUGAGAUAUUACAGUGAGAGAGGUGAUGCAGUUGGGAAAGCGUCUAAAACGCCUCAUGUGGGGGACUACCGAGAACUGGUUCACGAGCUGGACGAGACUGAAUUCUUCGAGCUUCGCUUCAUUGUCAUGGACAUAUCCGCCACAUAUGCCACACUCCAUGACAUCAUCAGCAAGAAUUACGCCAAGAUCAAGAGGCCCCGUGGUGAUUGUAAAGCUCUCAUCUACUGAAGUGUUGGAGCCCACCAUUUGCCUGAAUGAGACAAAGUGGGAGCUCUAUGACAAGUUUAAGUAGAGAUGUGACAUAUGCCAUUGAUUGGAGAACAUAGUUAAAUAAAAUGAACAUUUCUUCCA